AUGGCUAUCACGCCGUUAAAUGCUCUACGAGUAUCCUCGCACCAGAUUCCUGCCUACAAAGGUAUCCCCAACACUUCAAUCCAAGGCAAACCCUUGAUGAUAUAUCACGCUGUGUUCCCAUCAGCCUCCGCGCCGCAAAUCAAAGCCCAUCUCCGAGCAGUCGGUGUGGUCUCUCCGCAAUGGGAGUAUUCAAUGUUCGCAGAAACACAUUUCCAUUCCACCACUCAUGAGGUUCUCAGUAUAGCAUCCGGCUCAGCCAAGUGUUGCUUCGGAGGGGAAAAGAAUGAAGGGCGGCUCGAGCCUGUGCUGGAAAAGGGCGAUGUUGUGAUUGUUCCUGCCGGUGUUGGCCACCGGCUACUCGAAGACUAUGGCGGGUUUCAGAUGGUCGGCUCUUACCCGACCGGGAAGAGUUGGGACAUGUGCUACGGGCGAGAAGGCGAAGAAGGCAAAGUCAGAGCGAUCAAAGACCUCGGGUGGUUUGAGAAAGAUCCCAUUUAUGGUGAUGACGGGCCAAGUCUGAAGGCUUGA
Exophiala spinifera is the source of this 528-nucleotide messenger RNA. RefSeq lists its product as uncharacterized. The record is from RefSeq and is a predicted model, not a curated record. Lineage: Eukaryota; Fungi; Ascomycota; Eurotiomycetes; Chaetothyriales; Herpotrichiellaceae. The coding region runs from base 1 to 528 and encodes 175 amino acids. The transcript has a single exon.